Nestor notabilis (Kea) is the source of this 981-nucleotide messenger RNA. RefSeq names its product calcium binding and coiled-coil domain 2 (gene CALCOCO2). The record is from RefSeq and is a predicted model, not a curated record. The transcript is spliced from 8 exons. Lineage: Eukaryota; Metazoa; Chordata; Aves; Psittaciformes; Psittacidae. Gene Ontology annotation, biological process: positive regulation of autophagosome maturation; xenophagy. Gene Ontology annotation, cellular component: PML body; autophagosome. The coding region runs from base 1 to 981 and encodes 326 amino acids.
AUGAUGGAGGAGAUCUCCGAGGAGCCUCCCACUUCUGCUGUCAUCUUGGACAGCUGCCACUUCUCCCAGGUCAUCUUUAACAACGUGAAGAAGUUUUAUGUUCCUGGAGGAGAUAUAACCUGUUAUUACACCCUCUCAGAGAACGUCGUUCCUCGGGGGAAGGACUGGGUGGGCAUCUUCCGGGUGGGAUGGAAAACGACCCAGGAGUAUUACACAUUCAUGUGGGCUCCUCUGCCCAGUGUCGCCCACAGGGACACCGCUGUGAAGCAGCAGAUCCAGUUCAAAGCUUGCUACCUACCACAAGAUGAUGAAUACUAUCAGUUCUGCUACGUCGACCAGGACGGCCUGGUCCGGGGAGCCAGUGUGCCUUUCCAGGUCAGAGCAGAGACUGAGGAGGACAUCCUGGUGGUUGCCACACAGGGAGAAGUGGAAAAGGUUGAACUCCAAAACCAAAACCUGCAUAAGCAAAAUGAGAAGCUGAAAGCAAACUGUGCAAGUCUCCAGAAAGAGAACAGCCACCUGCAGGAAGAGCUCAGGAAGACACAGCAACAAAACCAGAACUUACUGAAAGAACUGGAGGAGCAGAAGCAUUUGUUUCAGAUCCUGCAGGAAAAAAAGAAGGAAGCUGAUGAGGAAAAUCGGCAACUAAGGGAAAAGAAUGGCAGACUCCUGAGGUGUCUCUCGCAGGAGAAGGAAGCUUCUUCCAUCUCUGUUGUUUCCCAAGCUCCUAAAGAAGGAGUCCUUCUGUUUGGAAAUCCAUAUCGUGCUGCAGGAGCAAACCUGGAGGCAGGAGCUGCAGACAUAGCUUCUAUAAAGAAAUGCUUCAUGUCCGAUGAAGUACUUCCUGAAGAUACUAUAACAAGUCAGUACAAGGCCCACGUGCAGAACCAUCUUCUGGAGUGCCCAUUCUGCAGUGAGACCUUUGAGAAGUCCAGUGACCAGGUGUUGUUUGCCCAUAUGCUUUGUCAUGUCCUGGAAUAA